Molecule: messenger RNA, 1470 nt
Organism: Eriocheir sinensis (Chinese mitten crab)
Lineage: Eukaryota; Metazoa; Arthropoda; Malacostraca; Decapoda; Varunidae
Product: mucin-2-like
Exons: 14
Coding region: 1-1470 (489 amino acids)
Source: RefSeq, a predicted model, not a curated record
AUGAAUCUGGCCAGGAAGAGCGGUUGCCUCGCUACCUCUCCUGGUGACGUGGCCACCUCAAGCUGCCACCUCCCCACACACACCAGGCACUCCCUCAGCACACCAGGGAACACCUCACAGCACACCCUACAGCUGCCCCUCCCCACACACCACAGGCACUCCCCCAGCACCUUGGGCACCCCUCAGCAACUUAGCACACCCCUACAGCUGCCCCCUCCCAACACACUUCAGGCAACCCCUCAGCACCUUAGGGUACACCUGGCACAUCCCCUACAGCCCCCUCCCCACACACCACAGGCACUCAGCACCUUGGGGUACACCUCCCAGCACCCCCAGCUGCCAGCUGCCUCCUCCCAGCACCCCUACCUGCUGCCCAGCUGCCUCCUCCCCACACACCACAGGCACCCCUCAGCACCUUGGCUGUCCCCCUCACACACACCACAGGCACCCCCUCAGCACCUUGGGCACACCUCCCAGCUCACCCAAGAAGUCCUCCCCCUUCUGCAACACAUCACAUCAUCGGACUGGCCCCUCUCCCCACACACCACAGGCAACCCCCUUAGCACCUUCUGGCACACAUCCCAGCACACCCCCACAGCAGCCGCCUCCCCACGCACCCACACAGGCACCCCUCAGCACCGUAGCACACCCCAGCUGCAUCCUCCCACACACCACAGGCACCCCCUCAGAACCUUAGCUGAGUCUCUCCCCACACACCACACAGGCACUCUUCUCAGCACCUUAGGCACACCUCCCAGCACACUCGCACCCCUCAGCAGCACCUUAGGUUUACACCUAUCAGCACACCCCUACAGCUGCCCCCUCCCCACACACCACAGGCACCUUCAGCACCUUGGGUACACCUCCCCAGCACACCCCAGCAAGCUGCCCCCUCCCACACCACAGGUACCCUUCAGCACCUUAGACACCCCACAGCUGCCCCCUCCCACCCCACACACCACAGGCACCCCUCAGCACCCCAGGGUACACCUCCCAGCACACACCCCCACAGCUGCCCCUCCGCACACAUCACAGGCACUCCCCAGCACCCAAGUGGACGCCACAAAGAAGCCUCUGCAGCAACCAUACGAUGGCCCCUUCACCGUUAUCAAGAGGACGCGGAAGAACGUCACCAUUGACCGCCACGGCAAAUCCGAUGUCAUCGCCAUCGACCGGGUCAAGCCCGCGUACCUCCUGCAGCCGGAUCCUUCACCCACCAACACCGUGUCAGUGUCCCCCACCCCAGUGAUUGCAUACAAACUCCAGUCCCACAAGAACACAUUACAGGCCAGUCAGCAAACCAAUAGUCCUCGCAGGAAUCACAGGUCACCAGAAAAUCCCACGUCGGCAACUCCCACCAGUACGCAAAGUGCUGGGAUACAUCUCACGUUUGAAGGUAUCCACACCAGUUCUACAGGGUCCUCCAAGGUGCCGAAGCCACUUCAGACAGAUUUGAAGCUGUCUGCAUAG